Molecule: messenger RNA, 456 nt
Organism: Haliotis rubra (blacklip abalone)
Lineage: Eukaryota; Metazoa; Mollusca; Gastropoda; Lepetellida; Haliotidae
Product: beta-1,4-N-acetylgalactosaminyltransferase bre-4-like
Exons: 2
Coding region: 1-456 (151 amino acids)
Biological process (GO): carbohydrate metabolic process; glycosphingolipid biosynthetic process
Molecular function (GO): N-acetyl-beta-glucosaminyl-derivative 4-beta-N-acetylgalactosaminyltransferase activity
Source: RefSeq, a predicted model, not a curated record
AUGGCAUGUAUCGUGCACAUGAAUAUUUCAGAGGAGAAUAUUACAGCACAAAUGGAAGUUUUGUCUUUUGAGGAACUUGCAAAGCGACAUACAGAAAUAAGUCAUGGUGGUCGAUUCAAACCUCUGGGUUGUAUUGCUCGUCACCGAGUGGCCAUCAUUGUGCCCUAUCGCGACCGAGAGUCCUACCAGAAGAUCCUACUCAACAACCUUCACCCCAUGUUGCGACGACAACAGCUGGAUUAUGGCAUUUUCGUUGUUGAACAGGCUAUGCCAGGCACAUUCAACAAAGCCAUGAUGAUGAACAUAGGCUAUACAGAGGCAUUAAAGGAAUUUGACUUCCAGUGUGUCAUCUUCCACGAUGUGGAUCUACUCCCAGAGAAUAACAAGAACCUAUACACGUGUCCUGAGAUUCCACGUCACAUGGCAGUCGCUAUUGAUAGGCGUAAAUACAAGUAA